GGAUAUUUGCUGCACUUUGAGCUACCAGACAACUCCCUCAUCAAGAAACUCAACAAACAUACAGUAGUAAAUUGUUGAGAUUUCACUAUCAAAUGUAAGAAGAGAUGCAAAAUCAAAUUGCUCUUUGCUCCCAUUUUUUGCCUUCUGUGCACGCCAGAAAUGCACAAAAAAGAUCAGUCUAUAUUGCGAGCAAACCCCGGUGCAGCAGCCUAAACCAGCAGGACAAAGUUAGACUUAAAACUUCUUGGCCUUUGAUAACUCUCUCCUUGUUUGGUUCAGGCUUUUUCUUGGGCCCCCUCAUCGACGGCCUCCAUUCCCGGGUUAACCUCGUGAAUUAUCAGAGUGGUUCAGUCCACAUUGGUCCUCUGCACACUAAUAUCUGGGUUCCUUUUCUACUGGGAUUGUUCUAUGCCACCAUUGGAAUAUUGCAACUCUACUUAGAUGAAAGAGCUUCCCCUAAUGCAGUCCCAGAAGGAAGCUUCAAGAAAACAGCUAUCUCACUAAUAUCACUGGUGCUAUUUAUUGAAUUGAGUGCUGAGAUGUAUAAAGGAGGUGUUCCAGCCAACAUUGAAGCCUAUGCAUUGUUUGCAGCAGCAGAAUUUGUAUGGUUUCUUGCUGAUAGGACAUGGUUCGGGUUUGCCCUUGCCUGUAUUGUAGGCCUUGCUUGCCCACUAGCUGAGAUACCACUGAUGAAAUUUUUCCAUUUAUGGUACUAUCCUCAAGCAAACGUACAUAUCUUCGGAGAGGGACUUGUGAGCUGGACUCUCACUUGCUAUUUCGUUUACACACCAUUCUUGAUCAAUCUUUCACGAUGGAUGAAAACGAUAUAUCGUGCUGAUGAUUCAAAGGACGAUACCUAAACAUCAACCAGCAUGUUGUACCCAAUGGAUGGCAAGAAAACACCACAAGAGUCAAGUAAUGUUGACAAAUUUUGUUGUACUGGAUGAAUGUAUCACCUUGUCAAACUCAGAAAUCAUCAAUUAUCAAUAUACAAAUUACUAUGUGGUGCUCCACACCACUAGUUUGAUGGCA
Beta vulgaris subsp. vulgaris (sugar beet) is the source of this 1032-nucleotide messenger RNA. RefSeq lists its product as hypothetical. The record is from RefSeq and is a predicted model, not a curated record. NCBI's taxonomy places the organism in Eukaryota, Viridiplantae, Streptophyta, Magnoliopsida, Caryophyllales, Amaranthaceae. The transcript has 5 exons. The coding region runs from base 105 to 860 and encodes 251 amino acids.